AUGACCGUGCCCUCACUAUCCGUAACGACGUCUCUACCGACCAUCACUUCAGCUUUAUGCGAAACCACAAUAUCUGUUGGCGGCGUGCUGUCCUUCGGGCCAGGUCUCCCCCUGACCACGUUGACGCACGCCGCCGUGCUUGAGACGCCAUGCGCCCCAGGCCAAACACCGACCGCGACGCCGAUUCCGGUUCACAUUUCUCAGAGCAACCAGAUCGAAGCCGAUGCCUCGGGCGGCCCUCAAUACUCCGACUUUCGUGACCCCUUUUACGCGUCGACAUUCCCCGUCUGCUACGCCCUCGCCGCGACCACUGUCACAGCCUACAUGCUCGUCAUUAUGCUUUUCGUUACCCCACGCUCCUUUCUCGACGGUGGUAUCGUGUACCUGGGUCGGCGCGGCUUUACGGGACCCUCUUCAGGCGGCAUCACCAUUGGUGGCCGCCCGUGGCUACAAAAAGCCGCGGCCAUGACCGUGGCCAUCUCUCUCACCAUAGCGACUGCCGAUACCUUCCGGGUGGCCGAGGAACAGUACUCUUGGGGCGUCCAGAACGCCGACAAGUUGCAGGUCGAAGUCCUGGACAGUACCGAACUGAAAGCCAUACGCUUGGUCUCUGACACGUUUCUUUGGCUGGCGCAAGCCCAGACAUUAAUUCGCCUCUUUCCACGCCAGAGGGCAAAGGUUAUCAUCAAAUGGACCGCCUUCGCCCUCAUCACGCUGCAGGUAAUCUUCAGCGCUCUCAACAGUUUCUACUACACCACCAGCGGUAGCCAGGGAAACGCGCGACCCCAGAGCUUCGUCCAUGCCGUACCCACUCUAAGCUACCUUUUCCACCUGUCUCUUGGCCUGCUCUACGCGGCUUGGGUCAUAUACUACGCGCUCAUGAAGAAGCGCUACGCGUUCUACCACCCGCUCAUGAAGAACAUGGUCCUCGUUUCGGUUCUUUCCCUCUUCUCCAUCCUUGUACCUGUCGUAUUCUUCGUCUUGGACAUAUCGCGGCCCGAGUUCAUCGGCUGGGGAGACUACGUUCGGUGGGUUGGGGCGGCCGCCGCGAGUGUCGUCGUCUGGGAAUGGGUGGAAAGGAUAGAGGCUUUGGAGAGGGAGGAAAAGAAGGAUGGCAUUCUUGGGCGCGAAAUCUUUGACGGAGACGAGAUGAUGGACCCGCCGCCUUCCGAAUUUUCUUGGUUGAGACGCAGGAUCAACGGAAAACGGACAAACAGCGGUGGUCCCAGGGACCAUGGGGGCGGACGGGGCGACGACAACGGCGGCGACGAUGCAAACAGCGGGCGGAUGCAGCUGCGCUGGACCCGGAAUCUCAGAGACCAGCGGCGAGGAGUGCACAUGGCGCCCGGGCAGACACAAACGUGGUCCCGGGACAGGUACGGCGGGACCAGAGGCCGGUGGGAUUUCCGGACCAGGCUCGAAGAAUUCGCUGCCACGCAGGCCGAGAAGAUACGAGAGAAGUUGCAACCCACUCCCGAGACGGACAGCCUACCGGUGACGGUCGUCCCGGCUCCUCCCCGGCAAGGAGCCGCUCUGGCGCAAUUGCUAGAGGAAGAGAGGGCUGGCAGCAGCAUACAGCCGCAGCCGCAGCCACCACAGCAUUCACAACCGCUGGCGCGAAGUGCUAGCGCAAGCGCAGCCUCAGCGUUUCCAAACUUCGACGGGCUCGGGGCGGGGACGGUGGCGACGCCCGACCUAGGCUGGACUACAAGUGGCUUUUCGGCGAGGUCGCCGGGGCCCAGCCAGCCAGUCGAGACGACGGGCGGUGCGAAUCCGAACCGGCCGCCGCUAUGGCCCGGGGUUCGGGUGCAGUACGACCUUGACGACGUGGGUGGGGGGGCUCAGUCUCCAACGCUGCAUUCCAGGCGAGCGGCCGGGCAGGAAGCCAGAAGGCCUUUGACUCCGUAA
Molecule: messenger RNA, 1908 nt
Organism: Sodiomyces alkalinus F11
Lineage: Eukaryota; Fungi; Ascomycota; Sordariomycetes; Glomerellales; Plectosphaerellaceae
Product: PalH-domain-containing protein
Exons: 3
Coding region: 1-1908 (635 amino acids)
Biological process (GO): cellular response to pH
Cellular component (GO): plasma membrane
Source: RefSeq, a predicted model, not a curated record